CAGUAUGCUCUGGGGCCAACAGGCUUGCUCUGUUUGUGUCAGGUUGUGGGAAGGGGUGCAGUAUAAAUGCAGCCAGCCAGAGGCCCUUGAGAUUCUGUGUAAGCCUCCCCAAGAUGAAGCUGCCAGGCCAGGAGGAAUUUGAAACCUCCAGUGCUGGUGAAAAUGUUCCUGCAGGAGAGCUGGACAAUGUCCUUGGCCCUGGUCCUGAUGUCCCCUUAGACACAGACAGCAGGGACAUGGUAGUACCCAACAGCCCUAUGCUCUUCAUUCAGCUGAAUGAACUACUGGGCUGGCCCCAGGCACUUGAGUGGAGAGAGACAGGAAGGUGGGUGCUGUUCGAAGAGAAGCUGGAGGUGGGUGCUGGCCGGUGGAGUGCCCCCCAUGUACCUACCCUGGCACUUGCCAGCCUCCAGAAACUCCGAAGCCUGCUGGCAGAAGGCCUUAUACUGUUGGACUGUCCAGCUCAGAGUCUCCUGGAACUUGUGGAGCAGGUGAUAAGGGUGGAGUCACUGAGUCCAGAGCUGAAAGGGCAACUUCAGGCCUUGCUGCUGCAGAGACCUCAACACAACAUCCAGACGAGAGGCACCAAGCUCUGCUGGGACUCCUGUUUUGUAGAAUCCACUGAUAUAAGAAAGGAUUCUCAUGAUGAGGAUGCCCCCCUGAAGGAACAGCAUCGUAACCCCCUGAGACAAAAGCUGCCUCCAGGGGCAGAGGCAGCAGCAGUGCUGGCAGGAGAGCUGGGCUUCCUGGCACGGCCACUGGGGGCCUUCAUUCGAUUGCAGAAUCCUGUGGUGCUGGGGCCACUUACUGAAGUGCCCAUCCCCAGUAGGUUUUUCUGUCUCCUCCUGGGCCCCCCUAUGCCUGGAAGGGCCUACCAUGAAAUGGGUAGAGCAAUGGCUGUCCUCCUCAGUGACCUGCAAUUCCAGUGGUCAGUUCGUCAGGCCAGCAACCUUCAUGACCUUUUGGCGGCCCUAGAUGCCUUCCUACAGGAGGUGACAGUGCUCCCCCCAGGUCGGUGGGACCCGACAGCCCGAAUUCCCCCGCCUAAAUGCCUGCCCUUUCAGCACAAAAGGCUCUCCUCGCAAGUGUGGGAGGUCAGGGGCAUCUCUGGGCUGCGUGGAGCCCUAGCAGAGGACAGGCACCACCAUCGUGGGCCACACAUGCCCAACCCAGAGUUGCAGCGGACCGGCUGGCUGUUUGGGGGUCUUGUCCAGGACGUGCGUCGGAAAGCCUUGUGGUACUCCAGCGACUUCUUGGACGCCCUGCAUCCCCAGUGUCUCUCAGCUGUGCUCUACAUUUACCUGGCCACCAUCACAAAUGCCAUCACUUUCGGGGGUCUCUUGGGAGAUGCCACUGAAGGUGCCCAGGGAGUGCUGGAAAGUUUCCUGGGCACUGCAGUUACGGGGGCUGCCUUCUGCCUGAUGGCAGGUCAGCCCCUUACCAUCCUCAGCAGCACCGGGCCAGUGCUGGUCUUUGAGCGCCUGCUCUUCACUUUUUGCAGAGAUUACCGCCUGGACUACCUGCCCUUCCGCCUGUGGGUAGGCAUCUGGGUGGCCACAUUUUGCCUGGUGCUGGUGGCCACAGAGGCCAGCGUGCUGGUACGUUACUUCACCCGCUUUACAGAGGAAGGAUUCUGUGCACUCAUCAGCCUCAUCUUCAUCUACGAUGCCCUCGGAAAAAUGCUGAGCUUGGCCCAUGCCUAUCCCAUCCAAAGGCCAGGGUCCCCUGCCUAUGGCUGCUUCUGUCAAUAUCCAGGCCCAGGAGAAAAUGUGUCUCAGUGGACAAGGACAAAGCCAAAUGACAGAGAUGACAUCUUAAGCAUGGAUUUAGGCCUGGUCAAUGCAUCCUUGUUACCUCCUCCUGAGUGCACCCAGAAGGGAGGCUACCCUCGUGGUCCUGGAUGCCAUACAGUGCCAGACAUCGCCCUCUUCUCUCUUCUCCUCUUCCUUACCUCCUUCUUCUUUGCUACGGCUCUCAAGCAUGUAAAGAACAGCCGCCUCUUCCCCUCCAUGGUGCGCAAAGUGUUCAGCGACUUUUCCUCAGUCCUGGCUAUCCUGCUGGGCUGUGUCCUUGAUGCUUUCCUGGGCCUAGCCACCCCGAAGCUCCUGGUACCCACAGAAUUCAAGCCUACACUCCCUGGGCGUGGCUGGCUGGUGUCACCUUUUGGAGCUAACUCCUGGUGGUUGAGUGUGGCAGCUGCCCUGCCUGCCCUGCUGCUGUCUAUUCUCAUCUUCAUGGACCAGCAGAUCACAGCAGUCAUCCUCAACCGCACUGAAUAUAGACUGCAGAAGGGAGCUGGCUUCCACCUGGACUUGUUCUGUGUGGCUGUGUUGAUUCUGCUCACAUCAGUGCUUGGGCUGCCCUGGUAUGUCUCAGCCACUGUCAUCUCCCUGGCCCACAUGGACAGUCUCCGGAGAGAAAGCAGAGUCUAUGCUCCUGGGGAGGCCCCCAGCUUUCUGGGCAUCAGGGAGCAGAGGCUGACGGGCCUAAUGGUGUUCAUCCUUACUGGCACCUCCAUCUUCCUGGCACCUGUACUCAAGUUUAUUCCAAUGCCUGUGCUCUAUGGCAUCUUCCUGUACAUGGGGGUGGCAGCACUUAGUAGCAUCCAGUUCAUGAAGAGAGUGCAGCUGUUGUUGAUGCCUGCAAAACAUCAGCCAGACUUGCUGUUCUUACGGCAUGUGCCUCUGAGCAGAGUCCACCUUUUCACAGCCAUUCAGCUUGCCUGCCUAGGUCUGCUUUGGAUAAUCAAGUCUACCCCUGCAGCCAUCAUCUUCCCCAUCAUGUUGCUGGGCUUGGUAGGGGUUCGAAAGGCACUGGAGUGGGUCUUCUCGCCACAGGAACUUCUCUGGCUGGAUGAGCUCAUGCCAGAGGAGGAAAGGAACAUCCCUGAGAAAGGGCUGGAGCCAGAUCACUCAUUUAAUGGAAGUGACAGUGAAGAUUCAGAGCUGAUGUAUCAGCCAAAAGCUCCAGAAAUCAACAUCUCUGUGAAUUAGCUGGAGUAGGAGAUGGAAGUAGAGACCUCUGGAAACUAAGCAUGAGGUAUUUUAUUUAGGAAGUCAGAACAUUAUUGGGAGAUACUGUCGGCUGGGGACCUGGAACAAUGGGACAAGCCUGAAAAAUAGCUGGUCAAGAUUUCAGUUACUUCCUGAGCCAUGGCGGAAAGUGACAGGGAGAAGUUUUGUUUGUGCUUAAGAAAGGCAGAUCUGAUCAGUCCCCAUUCACUUAUUCUCUUAACGCUAAAGGAACCUGAACCCCAAAGCCCUUUCCAUUUUUACCUCUGUUCUCACUAACUCUUCUAUAUGGAAUCUAAUGAUUAUCUUUUCUACUCCUAGAGGGAAAAAGAAAUGUUUCUCUGUUUGAAACAAGUUUUUACAAACAUAAAAAUAAUCUUUAUUGCCGGGCGCUGGUGGCUCACGCCUGUAAUCCUAGCUACUCAG
Messenger RNA from Dipodomys spectabilis (banner-tailed kangaroo rat), 3437 nucleotides. It is a transcript of the gene Slc4a9, whose product is annotated as solute carrier family 4 member 9. The record is from RefSeq and is a predicted model, not a curated record. Lineage: Eukaryota; Metazoa; Chordata; Mammalia; Rodentia; Heteromyidae. Gene Ontology annotation, biological process: regulation of intracellular pH; transmembrane transport; bicarbonate transport. Gene Ontology annotation, cellular component: basolateral plasma membrane; plasma membrane. Gene Ontology annotation, molecular function: solute:inorganic anion antiporter activity; sodium:bicarbonate symporter activity; monoatomic anion transmembrane transporter activity. The coding region runs from base 114 to 2993 and encodes 959 amino acids. The transcript is spliced from 22 exons.